This is a messenger RNA of Symbiodinium sp. CCMP2592, 1080 nucleotides long. The record is from the annotation of a GenBank genome assembly. NCBI's taxonomy places the organism in Eukaryota, Dinophyceae, Suessiales, Symbiodiniaceae.
AUGGUGUACACCUUGGAGUACCCGUCCGAGAAGCUGAGCUUCCGCCACCACUUCUCUUCUUUGUUGCUGAGUGGCGACUGGUCCCUCACCUUGCUGGAACUCGGCAGUUUGGGGUCGCUAGUGGCUGCAGCUUGCCUGCUACCCGGUGAGAAGGUGAAUGUCAAGGGCUCUUGGACUCUGAAAGAGCUCGCUGCCUUCCUCUGCACGAAGGCUGCUGUGACGCGUCUUUACAACACCUACUUGGAGGCAGUGUUCUUCAGCUUCCCCAGCUUCCGCACGCAGCCUCCGAAGGAGCAUGCGCUGAAGGAGAAGAGGGACCUUUGUGGAAGGGACAUGGAGCAGCUUCAGACCAUUCUCUUUCAUGAUCGUCUAACCCUGCUCAGUCAGUUCGCCUUUAAUCUGGGUCUCUACUUCGCGAUCCCCGGCUACUACCCAGCAGCGGCCGACGUCGUGGCGCCCCUUCAUGAGCGAGUGCUUCGACUUGUGGCCAACCACUACCUCAUGUCCUUCGGCAUGUACUGGACGCAUCGAGCUCUUCAUGUGGUUCCGUUCCUUUGGGACAAGAUCCACUCUUACCACCACUGGGCUAAGCACCCCUUGUCCCGCAACACCUACGACGACCACUGGCUGGACAACCUCGGCAAUGCCGUGGCCCUCCUCCCCCUGGACCACGGGACCUUCUGGUUCUCGCACAUCUUCCGCAUCUUCGAGAGUUUGGAGAAGCACUCUGGCGUGAGCUGCGGAUUCAAUCUGGCCCACCAGCUGCAGAGGUAUUUCCCAUUUGCGCAGAUGCCACACCACCACGACUGGCAUCACGAAGGCCACAAGGGAUGCAAUUACACCUUCAGCUCCAUCGGCGGUCUUUGGGACUGCGUCUUCGGCACGCGAAAAGUGGGCCGGGCAUUGGAGAUCCAACCUUCGCAGGCGACCUACCGGGACAGAGCCCAGGGUAAGAAAGCGGGCCGAGCUCGCACCCUGCUGGACCACCCGGUGAUGUGCCUCAUGCCCGUGUUCUCAGUGACGGCUGUCGCCAUCAUGAAGCUGCAGAGGGACGGUUUCUCCUUGUCGAAGCAGAGGUGA